This is a messenger RNA of Hordeum vulgare subsp. vulgare (domesticated barley), 982 nucleotides long. RefSeq names its product glutaredoxin-C9-like. Bases 134 to 565 code for a protein of 143 amino acids. The record is from RefSeq and is a predicted model, not a curated record. The transcript has a single exon. NCBI's taxonomy places the organism in Eukaryota, Viridiplantae, Streptophyta, Magnoliopsida, Poales, Poaceae.
CCUCCACCUCUCCCUGUUUUCUUCACCCUCGUUCCCUUGCACUGCGCCAACAAAGAAUUAACAACUAUAUACACACUCUCACUAGCGUAGCUAAGAGCUAAGGGAGGGAGAAGGAGAGGUCGGAGGCGUCAAAAUGUUGAGGAUGCAGCAGCAGCAGCAGGUUGAUGGCGUGGUGGGCGGCGGCAUCGUGGCGGAGGCAGAGGGCCACCAGGAGGCGGCGGUGUACGAGCGGGUGGCUCGCAUGGCCAGCGGCAACGCGGUGGUCGUCUUCAGCGCCAGCGGCUGCUGCAUGUGCCACGUCGUCAAGCGCCUCCUGCUUGGCCUCGGGGUUGGCCCCACCGUCUACGAGUUGGACCAGAUGGGCGCCGCCGGACGGGAGAUCCAGACGGCGCUGGCGCAGCUGCUGCCUUCGGGACCCGGCGCCGCCGGCCACCACCAGCAGCCGCCGGUGCCCGUGGUGUUCGUCGGCGGGAGGCUCCUGGGCGGCGUGGAGAAGGUGAUGGCGUGCCACAUCAACGGCACGCUCGUCCCGCUCCUCAAGGACGCCGGCGCGCUCUGGCUCUGACCGGCCACCUGCAUUGCUGUCUCGCCGGCCGGAACUCAUGGUGGCGAUCAACGACGGCGUUUAAUUUGCGUGUUGGUCGUUUUUCUUCUUUUUCUUUUCUUUUCUUUUCUUGUGCCAAGCCUGUGGCUGUGGGAAGGAUGGACGCGUGCGAUCGAUGCAUGGUGUGUUGAGCUUGACUAGCUAGUGAGAUGUAGAUAUAAUUAACAAGGAAAGCUUAAUUAGCCGUGUCAUUUGCGUGUGUUUAUGUUCCUUAGGUGAUUGUUAUCUACGUAGGAGUAGUUGGUUACAGAGUGGAGAGGGAUACUAGCAAGCUAUCUAUCAGACCAACAAUGUAAUGUAAUGUAAUGCAAUGCAAUGCAAUGACGCCUAGCAAGCUAGCAUGCACAUCAGCACAUGGUGUUAUUAUCCUGAGAUAAA